AUGAACCAUGAACCAAUAAACCCUCAAAAUGCUAAUGAUACCCUUCAAGGCGUUCCAAAUACGUCGGAGGGUACCAUCUCCACGCAGGAUCCAAGUGAGAUCACUGUACCUUUCCAAGUGGAAGGGAAUUUGGAUAUCUCCUGGCCCAGUCCGUGUCCAGAUUUUAGCAGUCUUCUUUAUUCGCCAAUUUCAAUUAUACAUGAUAUUGUUCUCGACGAUUCUCUGAUUCUCAGCGGAGAUGAAUACCAGGCUUUGCGCCACUACCAAGAUAGAUUCAUAUCAGACCGUCUCCUCAAGACUCCUCAAUGGUCUAUGUUCGGCUGUAUUCUGCAGUCCAUCUGCCACAUACCCAUGGCCAUGCAUCUCCUGAUUGCAGCAUCUUCUAUGGACCUGAAUCGACGAUCCCCUACCCCAGCUAUCCGUCUAGGUGUAACCAGAGCCCACUUCCGCAAAGGCUCAGAAAUGCUCAUACAGCUCAUGAACGUCGACGCCGAACCACAUCAUUUCAGCACUCUGAGCUCGUGGUUUUUUCUAUACUUGUGUAUGGGUCGUCGUGACAUCCUUGACAAAAAGGCUGUUGACCAGCUCAGUCAAGCGAUUCUAAGGUACAUACAACAAUACGAUUUAGACAGCCUGAGUACAAAUAUCAAGUCAGAACAAAGCCUCCUUUCCUCUACCUGGCACGACUCAUCUCAAUCAACCGAACCAGGCCUGAUUGGACGGUUACUGCUCUUCUUAGCAUCGGAAGACAUCGAGAUGGGAUUCGAAGGAUGCGGUGGCCAUGUCGCGAAUCACCUAUUUGGUAGUGACGAUCUACAUUGGCGAAUAUUCUCCCAACAACGGUACAUAUUGGAGCAGCAUUGGGGGGAAUCAUAUCCCGAAUACGAAGCCGUGCAUGAUAUUCAAGUGACAACAGUAAUAGAGUUGGGAAAUAAAGUCGGCAUGAUCUUCCAAAAGCUGAACAAGCUCAGUAAAAGAGCCGUGGAGGAGUUAAUACCGCGUGACCUUGACAUCGAAGACAGGAUCUUGCGAACAGAAACGGUACUGUCCUUCACAUCUAAUAGCAGCCUUUGCCUGCAGUUGAUUGGAGCUGACAAUCACACUAACAUGCUCUACAUAGCAAUAUUGUUCCAUCAUACGAAUGACACGAUCUUCAACGACGCCGAGAUCUACUUUCCUCCGAACUGCCGAUGUCGCCGUGACCAACUUUUACUUCGUAAAACUCUACUAUUUCCGUCUCACUCUGGGCGAUUUUUCCCAACCAACUCCGCCCCACAUCAUAUCCGUCAUGACUGA
Penicillium nucicola is the source of this 1296-nucleotide messenger RNA. RefSeq lists its product as uncharacterized. NCBI's taxonomy places the organism in Eukaryota, Fungi, Ascomycota, Eurotiomycetes, Eurotiales, Aspergillaceae. Bases 1 to 1296 code for a protein of 431 amino acids. The record is from RefSeq and is a predicted model, not a curated record. The transcript has a single exon.